Molecule: messenger RNA, 1268 nt
Organism: Oryza sativa Japonica Group (Japanese rice)
Lineage: Eukaryota; Viridiplantae; Streptophyta; Magnoliopsida; Poales; Poaceae
Source: RefSeq, a predicted model, not a curated record
AAGAAAAUGGGGAAAGGAGAAAAAGAGACAUCGGGGGGUUUUCCAGCCCUAAGCGCCGCCAUUCAUCGCUGCUGCGUGGUCGUCGUCGUCGCCGCCGCCGUCGUCCGCCAUUACAGCCGACUGAUCCCUCCUGCUCGGCUCCUUCCUGCCAUGCUCACUCACUCACCCACUCACUCACCAGUAGGACUGAGGAGCAAGCGAAUCCGGUGAGCAAGUGCGUCGAGAACCAAGAGGAGAGAUGGGGGACACCGAGAGGAGCUCUAUACUGGUCCACAUCUUGGUCAUCGCCCUCUGCCUCACCGCAUUCGGCUUCGCCAUCGCCGCGGAGCGCCGCCGCAGCACGGGCUCAAUUGUUACAGACAGCUUCAAUUCCACAUUUUGUGUUUAUGACUCUGAUAUUGCUACUGGCUAUGGUGUUGGUGCAUUCCUGUUUCUCCUCUCUGGUCAGUCACUUCUUAUGGUAGUUACCAAAUGCAUGUGUUUUGGCAAGCCACUUGCACCUGGAGGAAGUAGAGCUUGGUCAAUCAUAUACUUUGCAUCUUCAUGGGUCACAUUCAUGAUCGCGGAGUCGUGCCUGAUAGCUGGAGCAACAAAGAACGCGUACCACACCAGGUAUAGGCAUAUGGUAUACGUGGGGAGCUGGACUUGCGAGUCCCUGCGCAAAGGAGUUUUUAUCGCGGGAGCGGUCUUCGUGGUGUUCACUAUGAUUCUGAACGUGUACUUCUACAUGUACUACACGAAAUCGACAAGCCAGGCUGCCAAAAAGAUCAACAAGACUACCCCCAAUGUCGGUAUGACUGGCUACGCAUGACAAUUGGAUUUCGGUGCAUCCUGGGCAGAAGAUUAGUUUUUGGAUAACUUGGCUACGGUGUCAUUGUACUAUCAGAUGCUUCCGAAGAAGCAUGUGGUGCAGGGUUGUGCAGGUUUUGGCCUGUCAGAGCUAAUUCUAGUCAGUUUAUGGCUGGGUGCCUGGGCCAAGCCCUAUAUUGCUAGGAUGGGAGUGAUUCGUUUUUGUUUUGUGCUGGUUAGGGUUAAGCACAUCAUGUUCUGUUUGUAACUGGUGAAGCUGCCGCCUAGAGCAGCUUGGCAGGCUAGCAAUUUGGUGUGUGUUGUAGUCUGUUGUAAGUCGAUUGCCUGUAUUUUAUUUGUGUGCGCUAGAGAAGAGAUGAAUCUGCUGGUUUCAGUAAUUUCCUGGCCAAGGACAUCAAUUUAUUUGCUUUGGGGGAUCUGAGCCAAUCUAUAAAAAUCCUAUAUUAGUGUGACCAUUA